Messenger RNA from Brassica rapa (field mustard), 1558 nucleotides. RefSeq names its product mitogen-activated protein kinase 6. Gene Ontology annotation, molecular function: ATP binding; MAP kinase activity. Gene Ontology annotation, biological process: protein phosphorylation. Lineage: Eukaryota; Viridiplantae; Streptophyta; Magnoliopsida; Brassicales; Brassicaceae. The record is from RefSeq and is a predicted model, not a curated record.
ACAUGACUUUCUCUUCUUCCUCAGAUCUGCAUUGACCACCCAAAAAAAAAAAAACCAAAAGCAUAUCAGUUUCCGACAAUCAUUUGAUCCACACAAACCCGAAAGUCUCUUCCUUUCUUCUUCAUAUGGACGGUAACGCGGGUCAACCGGCUGCUGAUACAGAGAUGUCGGAAGCUCCGUCUAACCCUUCUCCUCAGGUGCCGGGGAUAGAGAAUAUUCCGGCGACUCUUAGCCACGGAGGGAAGUUUAUUCAGUAUAACAUAUUCGGGAACAUCUUUGAGGUCACCGUUAAGUAUAAGCCUCCCAUCAUGCCUAUUGGCAAGGGUGCUUAUGGCAUCGUCUGUUCGGCUAUGAACUCUGAAACGAAUGAGAGCGUUGCGAUUAAGAAAAUCGCAAACGCUUUUGAUAAUAAGAUUGAUGCAAAGAGGACUCUCCGUGAGAUCAAGCUGCUUCGUCACAUGGAUCAUGAGAAUAUUGUUGCAAUUAGAGACAUAAUACCACCACCACUAAGAAACGCAUUCAACGAUGUCUACAUAGCUUACGAGCUAAUGGACACUGAUCUCCACCAGAUCAUACGGUCUAAUCAAGGUUUAUCCGAAGAGCAUUGUCAGUAUUUUCUUUACCAGAUCCUCCGUGGAUUGAAGUACAUUCACUCCGCAAACGUGCUUCACCGCGACUUGAAACCGAGCAACCUCCUCCUCAACGCCAACUGCGACUUGAAGAUCUGCGACUUUGGUCUAGCUAGAGUCACCUCCGAGAGUGACUUUAUGACUGAGUACGUUGUCACGAGAUGGUACCGUGCGCCAGAGCUGCUUCUAAACUCUUCUGACUACACUGCAGCGAUCGAUGUUUGGUCUGUUGGUUGCAUUUUCAUGGAGUUAAUGGACCGUAAACCGCUCUUUCCUGGACGUGAUCAUGUUCAUCAGCUGCGCUUGCUCAUGGAGCUCAUAGGAACUCCAUCAGAAGAAGAGCUUGAGUUCUUGAACGAAAACGCAAAGCGAUACAUUAAACAACUCCCACCGUAUCCUCGCCAGUCCCUCACUGAUAAGUUCCCAAAUGUUCAUCCUCUAGCGAUUGAUCUUAUCGAGAAGAUGCUGACUUUUGAUCCUAGACGGAGAAUCACAGUUUUAGACGCUCUGGCGCAUCCAUACUUGAAUUCACUACAUGACAUCAGCGACGAGCCUGAGUGCACCAUACCUUUCAACUUCGACUUUGAGCAGCACGCGCUCUCAGAGGAGCAGAUGAAGGAGCUUAUCUACCGCGAGGCGCUUGCUUUCAAUCCAGAGUAUCAGCAAAUAGUUUGAAGUAACAGCAUUUGGGAGAAUGAGGUUUGGUUUGAUUUGGACAAGAUUCUUGAAAAGACAAAAGCUCACCAUUGUUUGUCUUUUGUGCAUACACCUGUGAGAGAGAUGCUUCUGAUCAAUGGGGCUCAAACUUUUAGUUUCUUUUGGUGUUUUUCUUUCUCUCUACGUAUUUGUAAGUUGCCUUCCUUCAUUUUCUUGUUGCAAUUAUAAAAGACUUUAUCAAAGUUUAAAUCAUCUCAAGAAAUAGUAUUUCA